Nilaparvata lugens (brown planthopper) is the source of this 2058-nucleotide messenger RNA. RefSeq lists its product as uncharacterized. NCBI's taxonomy places the organism in Eukaryota, Metazoa, Arthropoda, Insecta, Hemiptera, Delphacidae. Gene Ontology annotation, biological process: DNA repair. The record is from RefSeq and is a predicted model, not a curated record. Gene Ontology annotation, molecular function: polynucleotide 3'-phosphatase activity; ATP-dependent polydeoxyribonucleotide 5'-hydroxyl-kinase activity; protein binding. The transcript is spliced from 7 exons. The coding region runs from base 312 to 2024 and encodes 570 amino acids.
AUAGAAUGAGGUUAUGUUUACUAAACAGAAAAUACUUCUUUUGCUUCUAUGAAUAAUAUUAUAUAUUUUUUAUCAUUGCUUAUCAUUCUUUCGUAGAGAAUAGUCUAUUAUUUGCUAUACUGAACAAUCACUAGCUACAAUUGAAUCAUUUUUCUCUUUACUCCUGCCAAUAAAACAGUGAAAUUACAUCAUACUUAUUGAUAAUUAUUCAAAGUGCACCGUACUACAGAAACAGAAUACAUAUUGUAUUCUGUGACCGUACUCUGUCCUUUGUUGUUAAAUUUCUCUAACGUAUCUUCAUCUGAAUUUGUAUGAUGAGUUUAGUAAGAAAGUGUGUUUUAAAAUCAAUUUCAAAUUCUAUUCAAAUUGAACUUCCUCAUAGUAAACAAGUAUUUGUGGGGAGAGGUCCGGAAACAGAAAUAGUUGACACAAAAUUGUCGAAGCGUCAAGUCAGUCUUGUAGCUGACGUUGUGGCGUGCACAGUGACAGCACAUUGUCUUGGCGGCAAUCCCUCAGUUGCCGAUGGAGUGGCUCACAAAAAGGGAGACAAAUUCAAAUUGAAUAACAACAGCAAACUAGAGCUGCUGGCUGGCAAGCAUAUCUAUGAGGUCAAAUUUUCCCCUAUUCCCAUUAAAGAUAGGAUAGACAAAGCCACUGUUGAGCGGGACAUGCCAAUCGAUGAAAAAGACAAUGUAGAGAUUAGUAAUAGAAAUAAUAUAAACGACAAUGGAGAGUUGAAGAAACCAAAGAAAAUGGACGAUAGUGGGGAGUUAACUAAGAAGCCAAAAAAUAUGAGAGAGAAUGAGGAGAGUCAGAAUCCAAGCAAAAAGAUGAAGCUGGAUAAUGGGUCAUCCAUAUUAUCUGUUAGUUUCAACAUUUGUGAUAAAAAUGUAUGGGAAUCUAUCGACCAGGGCAAACUACUGAUAUAUUCUGUAAAAGGACUAAGGAGUAGCAGUAAGAUAGCUUCAUACGACAUGGACGGUACCAUAAUUCUGACUAAAUCAGGAAAGGUUUUUCCUGUAGACAAGAAUGAUUGGAAACUUUUCAGUCCAGCUGUGAAAAGUCAGUUGAAAAAGCUGCACGAUGAUAACUUCAAAAUAGUAAUCUUCACCAAUCAGGCGGGGAUAUCGAGGGGAAAAACAAAAUUGGACGAUUUCAAGUACAAAGUGGAAAAAAUCACCAGCGCCUUAGAUGUACCUGUGCAGGUUUUUGUGGCAACUUCUGAAGACAAAUAUAGGAAACCUGUACCGGGCAUGUGGGAGGUAUUUAUACAAAAGAAAAACGAUGGUUUGGAUUAUAGUGAGAGUGAUAGUUUCUUCGUUGGUGACGCGGCGGGCAGAGUGGAGUCCUGGGCGCCAAAAAAGAAGAAAGACUUCUCUUGUGCGGACCGCCUUUUCGCCUUGAAUGUUGGCAUAAAGUUUUAUACGCCUGACGCUCAUUUUUUGAAACUACCCGAAGGCAAAUUUGCUUUACCCGGCUUCAAUCCAUCUCAGCUAUUUUCAAACAAUGCUUUGAUAACGGACAAGGAGAUUCUUUCCAAAACGAAAGAGGUGGUAGUGAUGGUAGGAAGUCCAGGAUCGGGCAAGAGCUUCUUCGCAAACAGCUACUUGGUGAAAGCGGGCUACAGCUGCGUGAACAGAGACACACUGGGCUCGUGGCAGAAGUGUGUGUCGAGCAUGGAGAGCGCCCUGCACGCUGGCAACAGUGUGGUCGUCGACAACACCAACCCUGACCAGGAGACCAGGAAGCGCUACAUCGAUGUGGCUGCCAAACUCAACAUUCCUUGUCGCUGUUUCCUCAUGUCCACUACUCUGGAGCAUGCUCGUCACAACAACAAAUUCCGUCAACUGGUUGGAGAUCCACAUGUUCCCGUCAAUACCAUCAUAAUUAACAGUUACGGGAAAAAAUUCGUACCACCUAUGUUGAAAGAAGGGUUCUCAGACAUAGUUGAAAUAAAUUUUCUCCCAAAGUUUGAUGAUCCUGUACGAGAGAGGCUCUACAGGCUCUAUCUACUAGAAAAAUGAGAAUGAACUUGGAAAUAUAUCAUAUUGUGAUAAA